Messenger RNA from Synchiropus splendidus (mandarinfish), 5807 nucleotides. RefSeq names its product family with sequence similarity 83 member Hb (gene sack1hb). Lineage: Eukaryota; Metazoa; Chordata; Actinopteri; Syngnathiformes; Callionymidae. Gene Ontology annotation, molecular function: keratin filament binding. The transcript has 8 exons. Gene Ontology annotation, biological process: intermediate filament cytoskeleton organization; positive regulation of cell migration; protein localization to cytoskeleton. The record is from RefSeq and is a predicted model, not a curated record. The coding region runs from base 242 to 3886 and encodes 1214 amino acids. Gene Ontology annotation, cellular component: keratin filament.
CCGCGGUGUGCAGCGUCUCAGUGGCACUGGAAGACUCCCACCGCCCCGUGUAUCGCAGCUCAGCCCGGGCCUGGAGCGUAGACUUGCCGGCCGGCGGCGGCGGCGGCGGACACCAACUCGAUCCGUGGAAUGUGACGGAGGAUCGGGAGCCACUGGUGCCGAAGAGAGACGAGGACUGCCGAGAGUUCUCUAGAAUAUAAUCCCUGCCUCCUCCUGCUCGACCUCUUCCUGCACUGCAAACAUGGCUCAUCGUUCUCAGAACUCAUCGAUGGGUGAAAACAACCCACUGCACAAAGACUACCUGCCACCUCACUACAAGGAGGAGUACCGUCUUGCAAUUGAUGCCCUUUUAGAAAGUGAUACAAUGGGCUAUCACGACUUCCUGCGCACAGCAGACGUGGUUAGUUUUCUGGCUCAGCCUGAAAUAGAUUACAUCAAGUCCACAGUGCAAGUCCCCACGAGGACGACCAGCUACCCUGACCUCACGUUCAGCGAAGGACAGAAUGAUGCCGACGGUUCUUCAGAUACCUAUUGGCCUAUGCAGUCUGACGUGGCGGCUCCGGGUCUGGAUCUGGGAUGGCCAACAAUCCCGAUUAGUGGGAUUGGAGCCACAGAAGUCACCACUCUAGUCAACCCAUCUGACCCAGACAUGCCAAGCAUCAAGGAGCAGGCCAGAAGACUCAUCAAGAACGCUCGGCAGGUUAUUGCUAUUGUGAUGGACAUGUUCACAGAUGUGGACAUUUUUGCCGACCUUUUAGACGCCGCAGCACGCCACGUCCCUGUUUACAUUCUGCUUGAUGAACACGAUUCCCACCACUUUCUCUCAAUGGUGAUGAACUGCAAAGUCAACUUGGAUCUAAUUCCUAUGAUGCGUGUGAGAUCGGUACCAGGUAUUACCUAUUAUUCACGCUGCGGGAAAACCUUCAAAGGUCAGGUGAAGGAUCGCUUCCUCCUGGUUGACUGCAGAGCUGUGCUCAGUGGUAGUUACAGUUUCAUGUGGUCUUACGAGAAGAUUCACCGCUGCAUUGCCCACCUCUUCCUGGGGGAACUGGUCGCUUCUUUUGAUGAAGAGUUCCGGAUUCUUUAUGCCCAGUCGGAGCCUCUUGUCAUUGACCCGUCACAUGCUGUACCUGACACCAGCAAUUACUUAAGCAGCCAAUUUGGCUUGAAGAGGUCCCAGUCUUUACGGAAUCCUAUAGGCUUCCGAAGGCAACAUGAGCUCCCAUCUGCCUUCCCCUAUGGAGACAACGCUGCACUUCCUUUCCGGAGGAAUGACCCAUUUCGCCACACAAUGGAACCAGGGACAGGAGUUACAAUCGGGAAGUAUUCCCAACAGCAGUUCCGACCGCAACAGUCAUAUAUAGACCAGGGCAGGUCUAUUGUCUCCAGGCCGGAGAUUAGUGGCAGUGGUUUCAAAAGACACAGCUACGCUGAGGGUACCCAAGAAAACUACACAUCUUCAAGGCAAUACAUGAAGCACAGAGUCAUGAAUAAUUUGGAUGAGACUGAUUUUCACAGAGACCAGACCCAAAGUAGCCAUUUCUACUCUGAUGGGCCUGGACCAGGUUCUGGUCAUGGACACUAUGACAGACUUCGUGGCUACCCCUCACAUCUCUCCAUCGACCAACAUUCUGACUCCAGUUUCCGUUCAGAUCGGGGACCCACUGCAGGAAACUAUGGAAGACCACAUUUUUCAUCUGAAGAUUUAAGUCUACCAGAGGGCCUCCUACCACCUCCUGUAGCUGGAAGAUAUGAAGGAGGCCACUCUAACAAAAGACCAACCAUUGGUCAACCAUAUACCUGUCUGGCUUCACCAACACAGCCUCAUCCCCCUGCUAAGAAACCAUUCUCUUAUGAAAGAUUGGAACCAGAUCCAGAUCAGGAUGACAAUGCUAAGCAAGGCUUGAGGAAUUACAGACUCAAUUCAUAUCUUAGUGCGUAUGAAAACUACGUAGAGGAAGGUCUAAACCAACAAAUAGGCCCAGAUGCAUUUGAUGAUGCCCUGCCAUCUCAGGAUCCCACUGCAGCUGAAGGAUCAUCACAUUACUUUGGAAAAAGGGAUCAACCAAUGGUCCCUCCAAAGCCAAGACCAGAUAUCCUGAAACCACGUUUUGGGAAGCCUGUCUCACAUGACAGCACAAGUUUUGACUCUUCCCUUUCAAAGACCACAAUGGAUUUGCUACCUUCAGCAAGUAUACUAGAGAAAAGAGAAAAGGAAGCCGAGAAGGAACGAGAGCGAGACGGAACAAGAGAGGUUGGCGUUGAUGUGGGGGUCAAAGAGGCUCCUGAACUCCUUCUGUCAAAGCACGAGUCAUUCCGGUCACGGAUUAACCCACACCUACAGCGAAGCUCUCGGCUACGUUCCUCACUUAUCUUCUCCUCCUCCAAGGCGGAGAUGCACAGUGGAAGCCUUGGCAUGAAACCAGCCACCGAAGAUGAUGAGGAGCUUGACCUUGGCCGCACUACCUCCAUCGUGUCCCAAAUCCUGGAAAAGAGGAGAUCGAUAACUCGGGAGCCUUUCCAGUGGAGAAAAAAAACGGAGGAAAAAAUUCAGGAGUCAGAACAAGAGAAACCAGAAAAAGUGGAAGAGAAAGAUGAAAAGCCACCAGAGAAAGUGACUCAGGAGAAAGAUGACACAAAGAUGGAAUACCAGAAGCUUAAAGAUGUGAAGUCACUCACAACUUCCAAGGCUGAUGAAGACAUCAGUGCACUUCCAACAGUCAACAUGAAUGACCCAGCCAGUCGACUACAAUAUUUCAAAGAUCUUGCAGCCAAGAGAAAAGUCACAAAAACUGAGACAGAAUCAAAGUUGAGAGUCACGGGACCAUCUGAAAUCAAGCCAGAAGAGUCAAAGGAACCUCUCAAACCACAACAAACCACAACAAACCCGAGUGUCUCCAAUGGGUCUUCAGAGCCUGAACGGAAGAAGCCAGACGUAGCCAGCAAACUCAAACUAGCAGAUCUUGAAAAGAAGGAGACUCAUGGUUCCUCAAAGCCACCUUUAAUCCCAUCUAAACCUCAACUCAGCUACUUGAAAUCACUGGAGCCUUCUCAAACUAACAAAGAGGAAAAUGCAUCAGAUGGGCAUAAAAAGGACAUUUUCAAAUUAAAGCCGCUUCCAUCACCUAAAAUUUUCAAGAAGGAUCCCCUCAAGCUGAAGGGGUUAAACCCACGCCGCUCCUGCGGUGAAGAGAUUCUGACCGGAGAUGCCACAGAUGCAGAAAAGAGUGAAAUGAAAAAAAUCCGCUCUCAUAGUUCUUCAACUCUGCCACGUGAAUAUGCAAAAGAGCAAAAGGGAUCCAACACGUCAAUCAACACGCUUGGGACUGAUGGCAAGAGUGAGGGAAAGACGCUCGACUUCCUGAAGAAGCAGACUCAAAAACUGAAGGGAAUGUUGGGCACCAAGGACAAAGACAAAAAGACUGCAGCGGAAGAUCGGGGCAUGAGCUCUGUCAAAGAGCUGGUAGAGGACUACAACAAAAAACAGGGCACAUCGACUAAAGAUACGGGAUCCGCCUCGACCGAGCAAACUACUGCGAAUCACAAAUCGUCAACCCCUACAGCUGCACCUACGCGCACCUACCAGUCCCCCACAAGCUCUGUUAUUUUCAGCAGUAACCUGAGAGACGACACCAAAGUCAUCCUGGAGCAGAUCUCAGCCAACAGCCAGAAGAACCGACAGGAGCGAGAACAAGAGACGGGAGCAGAUAAAGACAGCGAUUCUGGGGAGAAAGGGUUGGACAGACAGAACUCCAUAAAGAGAGGAAGAUUCCUUCGACCGAUUGGCAAUGUGCAGGAGAGAGAAGGACUGCUUAAAAGAAUCGAGAGCCUGAGGAAGGAGAAGAAAGUCUACAGCCGCUUUGAGAUGGGCAAUAGCCUGGGAUAACGAAAAGAAGAGGAGUGGCCUUUUUCUGGGGGGGUGAGAAUCUAUUUAUGCAAGAUGAUCAAAGAGACUCCAAUGUGCCAACUACACUUUCAAAGUACCACUGUGACUCCACGCUGCAGCCCUUCUUGGACUUUCACAUCAAGUAGUAAGACUUUAAGAAUAAUAAGAAUAAAAUAACGUAAAUGGAAUGUGCCUUCUUGCCAAAGUCGGGACCAACUUUACCUUAAAUGGUGCAUGUGUAAAAGGAGAGUGACUGGUUGAAGAGUGGCCGCAAGGGAUAAUGGUUCAGCCAAAAGAAAAAGGUAGGGCAUUUGUCCUUUUACUGAGCUAAUAGGAGUGUGACUAAGGGAGAGAGAUUAACAGGGAACAUUUUGUACCUCAGGGAAAAUCAAUGAAUUUGCGGCUGUAGUACUUCUGUAAUGCAACUACAGUGUUCAUACAAGGCUGAUGACUAUAUUUUGUUUAAUUAAUCUGUGCCAAUGUUUUAGGAUUUUUUUUGCAAAAGCAAAAAUUGACCCGUGUGUACUUGAAAGAAUAAGGUGAUACGUAUUUAUUUCGUCCUAUCUAGCCCACUGUAUUCAAAUGGAUUUAGCCCCUUUCACUUCGAAGUAGUGGAAUCAGAGUUGACAAAUCACAACAGAUCUAUAAAGGACGCCACCCAAACGUUUUGACUGUACCUGAGAUGAAAGAGAUCAUCGAUGCAAGGCAAGCUCUACAAAAGUGAAGGACAUCAGGGGGUGGACAGAGCAAGGGAACUAGUGGUUGACCAGGUAGCAUGAGAGGUAGGUGAGGCAGGUUUGACUGGAAGAGCUCCACCUUCUUGUUUUUUGCAUCUCUUAAGGAUUGUCCUGGUAUGCAACAGCUGCCAGCCCUGAAAGACCUACAGGGUGGAACCAGAUGGAGAGAUGAUCACUUUCCUUUCUGACACUGCAUGACCUGAGGCAUGGCCUCACAUUGUCAUGUACAAUCAAGAUGGAGAUGGGAAUACUUUCUAGCCCACGGUUGAAUUCAAAGAGAGCUGAUAAAAUUCUGAACUCAAGAGAUAAAAGCUCACGUCACAACAGUUUUACAUCGAUCUGAGGCUGUGGUAUUAAACAUAAAAGUAGACAGAAUUUGCUCAGUCAAUUUCAGUGAAAACAGGACACAUGACUCAUUGUGGCUGUGUACAGGUUGUGGUACUUUACUGAAGCACAAUGUCAACAUUAUAUUUCAAAUGGAUGUGUCAACCUGGUGAGACGAGUAACCUGGCCGGUGCAUCAAAGGGUGGAAAUUAAGCUGGAAGUAAAAACUCAUUCUCCCAGUGCAGAUAUUCUCACAGUACCAAAAAUCACAAAGCAUUUUUUAGUUGCGCUGGCUAACAGCUUGCACACUUGUUGUUCAAGUCCCCACACCACAUGGCACUACACGCACACUGUAGGGGUAGCAGAGUAGAGGCUCUCUAGGACUUCACCCUCCAGAGAUUACAUAAUGUACUUUUGUUUUGAAGUGUCAAAAGAACAUGGAAUAAGAAUUUGAAGCUGCAAUGUAAAUAUAUAAUUAAGUACUUUGUAAAUAAAUGUGGACAGAUGCUCUUUUCCCAAUACAUAAAAAAGUGUUUUUUAAUUCAAUAAAAAGUAACUUCCAGAAUCAAACACUCAAAAGCCCAACGGAGGAGGAGGAGUACCACUGCACAUGCCGCUUCUGAGGAAAACUCCCUACAAAAGACCUCCUUCCUCUUUGUUGGUCUGCAAUCAUGGACCAAAGACUGAGCUCAACAAAUGGUACACUUUUUUAUGUCUUCCAUCGACCAAAUAAUAUAUGUUUAAAGUGCAUUUGCAUAAAGAGUAUUUCAAUGUGGACACUUUAUUGACUUUUUUUAAUUUGAGUAUUAGAAUGUAAAUAGUGGAACAAUAAAUGGUCGGUUAAAGCUACCAGUCUUGAG